AUAGACGUGCAUAGAUGUUGAGUCAAACUUGAAAGAAAUAUGGUGGUGAUGAUCUCAUAACAACGGGUGAACUCGAUUUUGAUCUUAAAGUUAAUGCACUAGUAUUCAUCAUCAAGAGUAAUUUUUAAUUAUCCAAAAAAUUUUUAAUAUUCGCGACGCAAUGAGUUUCUUCAGUAAGGUGUUUGGUGGCAAAAAGGAGCUGGCCGCUCCGUCGACAGCCGAGGCGAUUCAGAAAUUACGCGAGACAGAGGAUAUGUUACUAAAAAAGCAGGAGUUUCUGGAGACUAAAAUAGAAAAUGAAAUGUCGAUAGCGAGGAAGAAUGCAUCAAAGAACAAGCGAGCUGCCAUCCAGGCGUUGAAAAGAAAGAGACGAUAUGAUAAACAAUUACAGCAAAUUGAUGGUACAUUGUCUACAAUUGAAAUGCAAAGAGAAGCGUUAGAAAGUGCAAAUACAAACACUGCUGUUCUUACUACCAUGAAAGGUGCUGCGGACGCGAUGAAAGCUGCGCAUCAACAUAUGGAUGUCGAUAAAGUACAUGAUAUGAUGGACGACAUAGCAGAGCAACAAGAUGUGGCGAGAGAAAUUUCAGAUGCCAUAUCUAAUCCAGUGGCGUUCGGUCAAGAUGCCGAUGAAGACGAGUUAGAGAGAGAGUUAGAGGAACUUCAGCAAGAGCAGCUCGACACAGAAUUACUUGCCAUUGAUACAACAACGGACGAAUUGCCAGCAGUACCAACUGCUGUUCCUGUUGCCCCAAGCAAAACUCGUACAAAAGCUAAACCAGAAGAAGACGACGACCUGAAGGAAUUGGAAGCAUGGGCAUCAUAAAAUGAUAUUAGAAAUGAUGUUAAAAUCAAAGACAGAAGACGUUCUUAGAUAAAUGUAAAUUGUAUAUUAUGAGUACUAGGUAUAAAUUACUAUAUCAUACUUUGUGCAUAAAAAAUUUGAUAUACACUACCAGCAUUAAAAACCUAUAGUUUUUAUUACACAUAUUAUAUUACAUUACAUAUACUGUACUUUUUUAAUACUGGCAGUGAAUUUCAGAAAACAGCCUAAAUAAUUAAUUAAGUUAAUUUUCUAAUAUAAAUCUAUAAUAUUGAGCUUUUUUAUUAAGCAGAAUUCUUAAAUAAAAUUCUUAAAUAAAACCAAGUGAAUAAAAGUCUUAAAUAAAACUGAAGUUAAUAUAUUAAACUUGAAUAAAGAUUAUAUUGUCGUGGUAUAUAUUGCUAAUAAGUUAAUAAAACAAGAAAAAGUUGCUUAUAAUUAGUAGCAGAAGAGAAGAGCAUAUUUUCUAUUUACUGCUAGUAUAUAUACUGCUAAUUAAUAAAUAGAUAAAAGUUAGCACCAUUGAAUACCAGUUCAUGUAACAUACAAAUGUGUUCACGUGCAUAUGCGCGUGCGUGAGUGCGUGCAUAUAUGUGUGUGUGUAUACCACUGAUAAAAAAUAUACUUGUAAGAAAUAUGAAAUAAUUCUGUUGUUGUGUCAUAGAAAAAAAUAGACUAUGUAAGUAACACUUCUCCGAAAAUAUUAUUUUGUUAUUGUAUAUGUACAUAACGAUAGAAAAAAUUUUCUUUUCUUAAAGUGUUGAAUAUGCAUGGCCUUCUAAUAUUUGUAUAAAUAUAUUUGCUACAUGUCAUAAAGAACCAGAAAACUACUAAUAUUAAAAUUAAAAUAACGUAUUAAAGUUAGUAUGAAUAUAUAAUCUUAAUGUGAGAUAGAUACGCCAAAUAUUUUAAAUUCAAUAAACUGUUUUAUUUUGAUCUUUUAUCGAGUUUAUUUGAGUUGAAUUGAGAAAUCAGUCCUUUCUCUUAAUGGAGAUAUUAUUGCUUUAUGAACUAGAAAAAAACAAUAGCUAAGAAAAGAAUAUAAUCAAAUUUCACUUUUUUACAGAUUAUUCUAUAAUAAUAAUUAUUUAUAGGAGAUAAAAAUUUUUCAUCAUCUUAUAAACAAUUACUAUAGUAAAAGAAUCCAUAAAGUACUAAAGUGAAUAUAUUUAUUAUUAUAACAAAGAUAAUAAACAAUUUUUAAUUGAAAAAGUAAGUUAAAAAUAUCAAAUAGAGGCACCAAUGAUGAUCUUGACAUGUGUUGUCAAGGUUACUCUCCUAAAUUAUGCUGCGAUUCCGAGCCCGAACACAUGCACACAUCGCGCGCUUGACUACGUUUGGCUGGUUCGGCGCUAAGAGUAAAGAAUUACAGAACGAAAUGUAUCGGUAGUAUGAUUUACUAGGGAUGGAAGUGAUCAAUCAACCAUCUUAACUACCUACUUUUGUGACAUGCACAUCAGCAUGUUUCCUAUAGAUGCUUUCAUGUGUGCAUGUAUAUGUAUGCGUGAGUGGCCAUCUUGAUUACCUACUUUUAUAUAUACAGCACAUCCAUCUUCAUCGCUAAAACCAAAUACUUCUGUGAUUCUUUAUCUUUUGGUUUGGCGUGCCGAGCGAUAGAGUUAUUCCGUCCUUUUCUCUUCUCCCCCUUUUAACUCAGCUCCGACUUCGAGGAUUGCAGCGUCUAAAUGUUUUUUUGGCGUAUGUUUAUUGCACAGGCGCUGCCGGCUUUCGUGAUUAUUAUAAUCGGUACAUGAUUAUAUACAAUUUAAUUGUAAUACGACAUUAAUUAUAUAUAAUAGGAAUAAAUAACAAAUUGACU
Molecule: messenger RNA, 2642 nt
Organism: Monomorium pharaonis (pharaoh ant)
Lineage: Eukaryota; Metazoa; Arthropoda; Insecta; Hymenoptera; Formicidae
Gene: shrb
Product: charged multivesicular body protein 4b
Exons: 4
Coding region: 161-826 (221 amino acids)
Biological process (GO): vesicle budding from membrane; late endosome to vacuole transport via multivesicular body sorting pathway
Cellular component (GO): multivesicular body; cytoplasmic side of plasma membrane; ESCRT III complex
Source: RefSeq, a predicted model, not a curated record